AUGAAGUGGACAGUGGUGUGGUUGUGUUUCUUCAGUUUUUCUGUUGCAAUUCAAGCCAAACAUGUUCGCAACCAUGUCAACAACAUCUGCAGCACUUGGGGCACACAGCACUUCAAGACCUUUGAUGGCUAUGUGUACCAGUUUCCUGGCAUGUGUGAGUACAAUCUGGCCAAGGACUGCCAUGGUUCUGACCCCAAGUUCUCAGUGAACAUUAAAAGGGAGGAAAAUGAUGGAAAUAUCACAAUAAGUUACAUAAUAAUAACUAUCAAUGAAAAUGUAUUCAACCUAAACAAGACCCAUGUCACUGAAAACAGCAAGCUGGUCAGCCUUCCACAUUACAGUAGAGGCGUAAGACUUGACGAAAGAACAUUUUACAUCAGUUUUCAAGCUUCAAGAGUUGGCAUCAAUGUCAUGUGGAACCGUGAAGAUGCAGUCAUGGUGGAAGUUUCAGAGAACUACAGAAGCAAAACCUGUGGACUUUGUGGAAACUUCAAUGGUGAUCGAGACAAUGAUGACUUCAUUGUCGAUGGUUUUAAAAUCAGCCCCAUUGAGUUUGGAAAUAAACAUAAAAUUCAUCUACCAAAUGAUGACUGCAAAGACCCCCAUGAAAACGAAGAUGAAUCAUGGAAGUAUGGAAAAGUUUCAAGUUCUUGCAAGAAUUUUCAAACCAUCUGUGAAAAUGCAUUUCUCUCUGAGUCCUGGAGUUCAUGCAAAGAACAAAUUGACCCUAAAGAUUACAUUCAUGCAUGUGUCAUAGACAUGUGUGCCUGUAACAACGGCAGUAGUGACUUCUGUGUCUGCAGCACAAUGUCUGAGUUUUCUCGUCAGUGUUCGCACGCAGGAGGACAGCCACCCAACUGGAGGAGACCUGAUUUCUGUGGUAAACAGUGUCCCUACAACAUGAAGUUUGAAGAAAGUGCUUUUCCUUGCAUGGAUACUUGCACACAUGAGGAAACAAGAUUAAUAUGCGAGGACCAUAAAACAGAUGGCUGCUUUUGUCCUUCUGGAACGGUGUUUGAUGACAUUUCUGAGAGGGGCUGCGUCCCUCGGUCUGAGUGUCAGUGCAAGCAUGACAAAAUCUACAACUCUGGAGAGACUUACCGUCAAGAAAAUACAAACUGUACUUGUUCAGAAGGGAGAUGGAAAUGUGAGAGUUUUGAGACACCUGUUUCCACAUGUGCAGUUGAGGAAGGUUCACAUUUCACAACAUUUGAUGGUACACCCUAUACCUUUCAUGGAAACUGUCGCUAUACCCUGGCCCAGGUGGAAAGCAAGGAUGGAGCAAGUCCAAAUUUUACCAUCCGAGCUUUGCUGGAACCAUGUGCCCAAGAAAAGUAUGACACUUGUUUGAAGGAUUUAAAACUCCAUCUGCAUGAUGGCCAUGUCUUAAUGUUCACAUCUGAUGGCACAGUUCAGCAUGAUCAAAAAACCUUGACUUUGCCCUACUUCUCAGGGGAAAUUAGAAUAUUCCAUGCUUCUUCCAUUGACAUCUUGCUUUAUGCCACAUUUGGACUGCAAAUUCAGAUUCAGCAUUUACCUGUCAUGCAAGUCUACAUCAGUUUGGAAAAUAGCUACAAAGAUAAGACAAAAGGUUUAUGUGGAACCUUCAAUGAUAUCUCUAAUGACGACAUGAUGAUUCCACAGGGGGUCACCGAAGGAUCUUCAUUAACUUUCAGUAACUCUUGGAAGGCUAGCACACAAUGCUCAGAUACAAAGGAAAGACUCAAUGAUCCCUGUGAUCAGAGUUCAAAGACUGUGGAUUAUGCCAAACACUGGUGCGAAAUGCUUCAAAAUCCAAAUGGUACAUUUGCAAAGUGUCAUUCAGUAUUGGAUCCUAAACUAUACUAUCAGCGUUGCCUUUAUUCAACUUGUAACUGUGAAAAGAGUGAGGACUGCUUGUGUGCUGUCCUGACCUCUUAUGGUCGAGCUUGUGCAGCAAAGGGGAAGUUUGUGGCAGAUUUUGGAAAUGUUUGUGAGAAACACACAAAGAGCUGUCCAUCAACUCAGAUCUUCACUUACAACCACCGCAGAUGCCAGCUGACCUGUAGGUCACUGAGCUCAGAUCAGAAGAGCUGCACUUCAAAUUUCUUGCCUGUGGUUGGCUGUUUCUGCCCCGAUGGUCUCUACCUGAAUGAAAAAGACAUUUGUGUACCCAAAGAAGAAUGUUCCUGUUCCCAUAAAGAAGAUUACAUUGAAGCAGGAAAGUCUGUCGACAUCAAUUCUAAGCACUAUGUGUGCACAAAUGGAAGACUUGUUUGCCAUUCUUCAGAAAACAGCCCCCCAGGUGGAAAACUCGAAGAGAAAGAUUUGGGAAAUAACAGCGAAAUAUAUAGUAUACGAAAGCAAGGCUUAUAUUUUGUGGUGACGUCCGAGAUUGGUUUGACGGUGAUAUGGGAUCGCAAAACAUUUUUUCUGAUCCAACUGGACCCAAGAUUCAACGGUGAAGUGUGUGGCCUCUGCGGAAAUUUUGAUGAAAAUAGAAACAACGACUUCACUACUCAGAGUGGGAUGUUAGUGACCAGCCCAUUGGAAUUCGCAAACAGCUGGAAAGUGGAUAGCGCAGGCCCAGAUGUGGAGGAAAACAUUGACACAUGUAAAAAAGCACCCCAUCGAGAGGCUUGGGCGAAAUUGAAAUGCAGCAUUCUAAAAGAUGAAUUCAAAGCAUGUCAUAAUGAGGUAGAUCCCCAUCCAUUCUAUGACAACUGUGUGAAAGACACAUGUGCCUGUGAUUCUGGAGGAGACUGUGACUGUUUCUGCUCAGCUGUUGCAGCUUACGCCCAAGCUUGUAAUGAGGCUGAAGUAUAUGUUGCAUGGAGAACUCCAGACAUCUGUCCUAUAUUUUGUGAUUUCUACAACAAUCCAAAUGAAUGCAAGUGGCACUACUCCAGCUAUCCUCCAACGCACUACACGCCCUGUUUGAACGACAGCCAAACUGUGCUAAGACUCGAAGUGUAUAUAAACCCAUGUGAAAGAAGCACAAGUACAACCACUACAACAACCACAACCACAACGACUACACCCACAACCACAGAAUCAACAACUGAAACUACAACUGAAACACCAACUACAACCCCUACAACCACUACCACCACAACAACCACUACAACGACAACUACUACAACAACUACACCAACAACCACAGAAUCAACAACGACUGAAACAACUACUCCUACAACCACAGAAUCAACAACUGAAACUACGACUGAAACACCAACUACAACCCCUACAACCACAACUACCACAACUAGCACAAGUACAACCACUACAACAACCACAACGACUACACCCACAACCACAGAAUCAACAACUGAAACUACAACUGAAACACCAACUACAACCCCUACAACCACUACCACCACAACAACCACUACAACGACAACUACUACAACUACACCAACAACCACAGAAUCAACAACGACUGAAACAACUACUCCUACAACCACAGAAUCAACAACUGAAACUACAACUGAAACACCAACUACAACCCCUACAACCACUACCACCACAACUACCACAACAACCACUACAACGACAACUACUACAACAACUACACCAACAACCACAGAAUCAACAACGACUGAAACAACUACUCCUACAACCACAGAAUCAACAACUGAAACUACGACUGAAACACCAACUACAACCCCUACAACCACUACCACCACAACAACAACUACAACCACUACUACAACAACUACACCAACAACCACAGAAUCAACAACGACUGAAACACCAACUACAACCACAACAACUACCCCUACAACCACAGAAUCAACAACAACUGAAAUAACAACCACUCCUACAACCACAGAAUCAACAACUGAAACUACAACUGAAACACCAACUACAACCCCUACAACCACUACCACAACUACCACAACAACCACUACGACAACUACUACAACUACACCAACAACCACAGAAUCAACAACUGAAACUACAACUGAAUCUACUACUGAAACACCAACUACAACCCCUACAACCACUACAACCACAACUACCACAACUACACCAACAACCACAGAAUUAACAACAACUGAGUCUACAACUAAAUCAUUGUCUACUACAACCAUUCCAACAUCAACUGAAACACCAACUAUUACUACACCCAGCACAUGUGCAUGGUGGGGUGUGCAGCAAAAUGAGACAUUUUAUUUUUUCAACUGCACCAUGGCAAGAUGUAUUGAAGGCAAUAAAAUUGAAAUAGUGCCAUAUGAAUGUCCAACUAUAAAUCCCAUAACUUGUGCCAAUGGGAAAGACCCUGUUCUUGUAUAUGAUGAUUAUCAUUGCUGCCAACAUUAUGAAUGUGACUGUGAAUGUGAAGGCUGGGGAGAUCCUCAUUACGUUACUUUUGAUGGCAAAUACUACACUUACCAAGGAAACUGUACCUAUCAUUUGAUGAAAGAAAUUACACCAAUGCAUGGCUUAGAAAUUUUAAUUGAAAAUGUCCAUUGUGACCCUACUGAAGAUGUUUCCUGUCCCCGAGCUUUAACUGUAAAAUAUGGAUCACAAAGUAUCAAACUGAUCAACUUUAAUCUUGGUGCACGACCUGAUUUGAAGGCAUUUAAAAAUGAAGAUGUGGAAAAUCUAAGGCUCCCUUAUUGGAAAGAUGGUGUUAAAGUGAUGGGCACUGGUGUUAGCUUGGUGUUAGAGAUCCUUCGUCUAAAAGUGGCUGUUAAAUUUGGAAGAACUGCCUUCAGUAUCAACCUUCCAUAUAAGUACUUUGGAGGAAACACACAGGGUCAUUGUGGAACUUGCUCCAACAAUCGAGAUGAUGACUGCAGAUUGUCUGACGGUACAGUAGCAGAAAAUUGCGGUGUGAUGGCCGACGACUGGCUUGUGGAGAAAGAUAAGGGAAAAACUGGCUGCAUACCGAAACGUACUCCACAGAAAAAAUGCGAAUCAAAUCCAAAUUCUGUUUGUGAAUUGCUUAAGGACCCAGCAGGUGCCUUUGCUGAAUGCCAUUCCCGGAUCUCUCCAGAAAAUUUCUACAGAGGAUGUAUUUUUGAUAGCUGCUAUGUUCACAACCGAUCAGUGGAGUGCACAAGUUUGGAGACUUAUGCUGCUGCCUGCGCUGAGAUUGGAAUUUGUAUUGACUGGAGGAAGUUCACUAAUAUAUGUGCCAGCAACUGUCCAUCAGGCAAGAUUUAUAGAUCUUGUGGACCUGCAGAUCAACCAAGCUGUGAGGACAAUCCUAACGAUCCUGUCAUGAACUAUACUACUGAGGGCUGCUUUUGUCCUGAAGGAAUGAAACUGUUCCGCAAAGAAUCAAAUAUAUGUGUUAAAAGUUGUGGCUGUCUUGAUCCCAAUGGGCAGGCCCGUGAGUUCAACGAGACAUUUGAAUACAAAUGUCAGACCUGUGUGUGUGACGAGUCCACCAAAACUGUGAUCUGCAAGCCUAAGACGUGCCCACCCACUGCUUUACCAAGAUGCAUGGGUCCAGGAUAUGUUAUUGUCAAUCAAACUGAUCCAUCAAAUCCCUGCUGCAAUGUCCAUGUUUGCCAAUGUCAGAGCCAUGCUUGUCCGGAAAUAAACAUGAACUGCAAUGUUGGCUUUAUGCCAAACAUCAGUAUCCCAGAGGGAAAAUGCUGUCCAGAACGUAGAUGUGAACCCAAAAGAGUCUGUGUGCAAAAUUAUAUUGAAUAUUGGCCUGGUUCUUCUGUGCCUGGUCCAAAAUGUGAGAACUGCUUCUGUUCCUCAAAUUCUUCAUCUGGUGGUCUGAUGGAAAUAAAAUGCGAGAAGCAGCAGUGUGAAGACACAUGCAGAAAGGGAUUUGAAUAUAAAAAAUACAACGCAGAUGAUUGCUGUGGGAGGUGUGUGCAGACCCAGUGUGUGUUCAUUGUUAAUGGCAAUGAGACACUCUUAAAGGAAGGAGAAACCUGGUCACCACCUGAAAAUAAAUGUGAAAGUAAGACUUGUGUCAAGAAUGGUGAGAUUUUUACAGUCUCCAACAAACAGAUCAUUUGCCCACCAUUCCAAGAGAGCAACUGCAAGAAUGACACAAUUCAGACUGCAGCAAACGGCUGCUGCAAAAUCUGUGUAGAGAAAGAGAAGGCCUGCAGACUGGUUAACCAGACAACUCCUAUCAACCACAAUGGCUGUCAGUCUAAGUUGAAUAUGCCGUCAUGUGAGGGAUCAUGCGACACUUUCACCAAGUACUCUGAAGCAGCAGGUGCUAUGGAGCAUUCCUGCUCCUGUUGUAAGGAGAGACGUGCCAGCAACCGCACCGUCACCCUGGCGUGUGAAAAUAGUGCUGCGCACGUCCAGUUCACUUAUGUGCAUGUGGAGGAGUGCGGCUGUGGUCACACAGAGUGCACCACACCUGCUGCACUGCAUGUUCGCAGAAAGCGACGCUUCACACUGCAGUGACAGAAUGCUCUGUCCUCACAUGUGGGAUACAGAUGUAUCUCCAAGAAUCAUUUAAUUAAUCAUUGAAUCUCUAUAAGGUAUAGCAUACUUUGUAGAGUUCAUUUAUCAGUUGAUUGAAUAAAA
Molecule: messenger RNA, 6492 nt
Organism: Poeciliopsis prolifica (blackstripe livebearer)
Lineage: Eukaryota; Metazoa; Chordata; Actinopteri; Cyprinodontiformes; Poeciliidae
Product: mucin-2-like
Exons: 40
Coding region: 1-6369 (2122 amino acids)
Cellular component (GO): extracellular matrix
Molecular function (GO): protein binding
Source: RefSeq, a predicted model, not a curated record